Molecule: messenger RNA, 903 nt
Organism: Saccharomyces mikatae IFO 1815
Lineage: Eukaryota; Fungi; Ascomycota; Saccharomycetes; Saccharomycetales; Saccharomycetaceae
Exons: 1
Coding region: 1-903 (300 amino acids)
Biological process (GO): GTP biosynthetic process
Cellular component (GO): cytoplasm
Molecular function (GO): IMP dehydrogenase activity
Source: RefSeq, a predicted model, not a curated record
AUGCUUUCCAGGACUGACUUGAAGAAGAACGAAAACUUCCCGUUAGCUUCCAAGUCUGGCAGCAGCAAGAAAUUGCUAUGCGGUGCUUCUGUAGGCACUAUGGACUCUGAUAGGGAAAGACUAGGCCUGUUGGUGGAAGCUGGCUUGGACGUGGUUAUCUUAGAUUCAUCGCAAGGCAACUCGAUUUUCCAGUUGAACAUGCUCGAAUGGGUGAAAGAGAGUUUCCCAGGGUUGGAAGUCAUCGCUGGUAACGUUGUCACCAGGGAACAAGCUGCCAAUUUGAUUGCUGCUGGUGCGGAUGGUCUGAGAAUCGGUAUGGGAACUGGCUCUAUUUGUAUCACUCAAGAAGUUAUGGCUUGUGGUAGGCCACAAGGUACAGCCGUCUACAACGUGUGUGAAUUUGCCAACCAGUUCGGUGUUCCAUGUAUGGCUGACGGUGGUGUUCAAAACAUCGGCCAUAUCAUGAAGGCCUUGGCGCUUGGGUCGUCUACUGUUAUGAUGGGUGGUAUGUUGGCUGGUGCUACCGAAUCGCCCGGUGAUUAUUUCUAUCAAGAUGGUGAACGAUUAAAGGUGUAUCGUGGGAUGGGUUCCAUUGAUGCGAUGCAAAAGACCGGUAGCAAGGGCAAUGCCUCGACCUCUCGUUACUUUUCUGAAAGCGACAGCGUUUUGGUUGCGCAAGGUGUGGCGGGUGCAGUGGUUGACAAAGGAUCCAUUAAGAAGUUUAUUCCGUAUUUGUACAACGGGCUGCAACAUUCGUGUCAGGACAUUGGUUGCAAGACGCUAACUCUAUUGAAGGAGAAUGUGCAAAGAGGCAAAGUCAGAUUUGAAUUCAGAACGGCAUCUGCUCAAGUGGAAGGUGGUGUGAAUAACUUAUACUCUUAUGAAAAACGUCUACAUAACUAA